Messenger RNA from Mesocestoides corti, 201 nucleotides. Lineage: Eukaryota; Metazoa; Platyhelminthes; Cestoda; Cyclophyllidea; Mesocestoididae. The record is from the annotation of a GenBank genome assembly.
AUGGAAGAGGCAAGCCGUGAUUUGAGCAUCAACCGGAAUCGCUGCGCCGUGCUGUCUGAGUCCACUACUUCCGGAGAGUGGGGACUGCUCAAAAGCCCGGGCCGUCAGUCAAAGCUGCGUGGAGAGGCCAAGGCAGCCACAGUCAAGCGUGAAGCCGACGAACGAUACUUGUCCGCCCAACGGAUGAUUGCGCUUGUUUAA